Messenger RNA from Candidula unifasciata, 1920 nucleotides. The record is from the annotation of a GenBank genome assembly. NCBI's taxonomy places the organism in Eukaryota, Metazoa, Mollusca, Gastropoda, Stylommatophora, Geomitridae.
AUGAAACUGCUAGUCAACAUUCCUGAAAUGCUCAUCCAAAGCUCCAGUAAACAAUACACAUCGCAGAAGUAUGGCAAAUCUAAAAACGUCACCGUCGCUUUCUUCAUCAACGAUCUUCCAGACGAGAUCCUCAUCCGGGUGUUCAACUUCUUCAGACCAAUAGAAGACGAACUUCCUCUUCUGGCCAUGGUCUGUCGGAAAUGGCGCCGAAUUCUACAGACAACAAGCCAGCUAUGGCGCGAUUUAUAUAUAGACCCCUCAGGUUACCAGUACUAUCAUUUCAGCAUGGUAUGUUGUGUGUUUCGGGUAUACGGUUUCCAUGUCCAGAGACUGACCUGGUAUAAAAACUCUCCAGUUUAUGAAAGUAUGUUUGCGUUGAUACCUAGGCUGUACAACUUACGAUAUUUACGACUGCCGAUUCUAUGGACGCGUGCAGUAGUUGAAAGUCUUCAAAAUCUGAACCAUCUGGAACAUGUGCAAAUUAAUGGAGGUUUUGCCUUGACCGAUGGCGAUCUAGAACUUAUUGCGGAAUCAUUCCCCAACCUCCGUGACAUUUCUCUUAAUGCCUGUUGGAGAGUGACAUCACAUGGCGUGAAUAGGUUUCUUUCAUCUCUGAAACAUUUAGAAACCUUUAAGCUAAAAAUCAACUCAGGGCUUCCGUUGAAUGACCUCCGCAGCGAGACGGCCAUGCAAGAAGGCUGGAAUAUUGUACAUUCUAUCUCAGAGAGUGCGGAUGUGCAUCAUCUGAGUGUCCUGUGUCUUCAUUUUGUGCCCAUUGAGAUGGACGAGCUGUGGACUGUGGUCAAGCGACUGACCAAAUUAAGGAAGCUGAGCAUCAGCAACUGCGAGCAUCUUCAUGGUAUCCGGCUGGUCUCCGGGUCGCUUCAGAAGUUCUACCUCUUCAACCUCUGGAAUGUUCUGUUUGUUAGCGUCAACACGCCGGAACUACGUCAUGUUACCAUCGACCAUGGGCUGGAGUCGAUGGAACACUUGGAGAUUUUCGCGCCAAGACUUCGAAAAGCCACGAUCGAUGGAAGCAAUGUUCUCAGAACCAUUAAUGUCAAGAGCGACAAAUUGUGUUUCCUAGAGUUGUCCAACUGUGAGGUCCUGGACAUGAGGAACCUCAGGGACGCUCUCAGGAAAAACUCCAACCUGGUCUGUCUCCGAGUCGGCUGUCUGAGUCAGGACAGUCUGCUACUUGACGAGGACGUGGUGCCCAAUUUACAGGAGCUGUGUCUGCUGGGUGACUUCUCCUGCGAGGCAGUUCACCUGCGCAGCCCCUGCCUGCGACUCUUCCACACAGACGCCGACAACGACAUCAUCACGCUCAACCACAUCUACAUCACCGCCAACCACCUGUGCAAGGUCGCCUUGGUCGGUAUGCCGGCUCUCAGGACCAUGACAAUACAGUGUGUGAGUGUGGACGCCAUUGAGCUCAACUUGUGCAGCGACGACCAGCUACAACUCGACUCUUGUGUUAUCCAUGCUCUUGGAUCCAUUGGGUUCUUGAGGCUGUUCGACUGUAAGGUGAACCUGCUUUCGGUGUCGACGCCUCUCGCCAGAACAGUUGUCCUGUACAGGUGUCACGUGACAGAUUAUGCACUACAAAUGGCACUGCACGGUUGCCCCAACAUCAAUCAUCUAAACUUGGAAAAAUGUCGGAACAUCACAAAGGUGUCUUUACAAACACCGCCCCUGAAGUUCCUCAACAUGUUUGGAUGCCGCGACAUCCAUCGACUACAGCUGGACUGUCCGCAGCUACUGGCCAUCAACCUCGGACAAUGUCCGAACGUCCAGUUGAUCCUGGCCGGCGUGGAGCGAGAGAUCACCUCCAUGUGUGACAACGUCCAGAUUGUCACCCCCAGUGAGAACCUGCGCUGGAGUCAUGACUUUCCGCCUGAAGUUUAUCUAUGUGGAUGA